AUCCGAAUUUGAUUAUAGUUUUGUAUAGAUCAGAUAUAUCCGUUUUAUUGAUUUAGUUUUAGUUAGAGGAUCGAAGAAGGCUUGAAAAAAAAUACACUUAAGAAUUGUAUAAUACUGUUAGAGGAUUGAAGAAGGCUUGUAAAUAGAGUUGUAAGCCCCGAAAAUGGGGAACAUUUCUGUCUGUGUCACUGUGUUGAGUUGUUUUUUUGUAGCAGAUGGAUUUAAAGAGGACGCUACCCCUUCUUCGUCUUGCUAACUCCCGUAACUUCAACACUUUGGCUAAGGGUGGAGAUGUAAAAGUCUACAAGGUCCAUCUUUUCCCUGAUAUGUCCAUGCAUCGAAGUAGAUUUGAAAAAAAUGAAAAGUGGUUCAACGCUCUUUUGGUGCUUUGUAAUAUUGAUCCCUCAACAGUGAUUAGGCAUCCAAACAACGACGAGGGUAUGUGGUUUCAGGCCCCUCUGGGUGAAUCUCAAUUGAAACAACUACGAAAAUUAGCGGGAUGCAAAUCUGCAAAAGAAAUACCCGAGGGCCCUCAUUAAGAGUUUUCGUAAGACUUGUAAUCCUACUUUAACCUGUAUCUUUGAGCAAAACUUUAGGAAUGUCUUACUUCAUUAGAAUUGAGAACUUAUCAUGAUUCGCUCUUUGUGAUGUAAUGCUAUUUGGAAUAGCUUUAGAUUAUUAAAAGAUUGUGAUCGUACCUGAUUGUUAAUAAUGAGUGAUAGUGUUUGGAUA
This is a messenger RNA of Erigeron canadensis, 732 nucleotides long. RefSeq lists its product as uncharacterized. Bases 216 to 539 code for a protein of 107 amino acids. The transcript is spliced from 2 exons. The record is from RefSeq and is a predicted model, not a curated record. NCBI's taxonomy places the organism in Eukaryota, Viridiplantae, Streptophyta, Magnoliopsida, Asterales, Asteraceae.